AUGCUCGCCGCUCUCCGCCCGCAGAGCUCCUCUCUGGCGCAUCCAAUACCGCCAUCGCUCCUGCCCCUCACGCGCACACUCUCCCUCGCCCUACUAGCGUACCUCACCAUCCUGCUCCCCGCGCUGCCCACGGCCCGCGCGGACUACUACAUCGACGACACCAACUCGACGCUCACGUACACCACGGGCCCGAAGACAAACGCGACGUGGGGCGCGUUCUCCGCCAACGGGCCCGUCGAGCAGAUCGGCCUGCCGAACGGGACGCUGAAGCAGAUUGUGCCUGCGUGGUGUGUUUGUUGUCUUGCGUGUUUGUUCGUUGACGGAGGUUGCGCUUCUGGUGUAGCCAAUCCCCACAUCCCGUCCUCCGAGUCGUUAACGGCCAACGCCACAGGCUCAGGCAUCCAGCUGUACGUCCUCCAAGUCGGCGCCCAAGGCAUAAACGCGUCCGCCACGAUCGACCAGACCGGGCCGACGCACAGCAGCGUCCUGCUCGCGCCGGAAGCGCCCUCGUUCCAGAAGCGCAACCAGAGCCUGUUCGACAUCCAGGGGCUCCCGUCGGAGGCGCACACGCUCGCGAUGCGCGUGCUCGAUUUCCAGGGCGCGUUCAGCGGGAUGGUGUUUGAUUAUGCGUAUGUGAGCGAGGCGAGUGUUGUGGAUGGGGGGAAUGGUGGGAAUAGGAAUGGAACGAGUUCGGGUGGAGGAUCGGGGACGGGAGAUACGGGAACGGGUGAGAGCCACGUCCCCGCCAUCGUCGGCGGCGUCAUCGGCGCGCUCGCCGUCGUCGGCUUACUCAUUGCCGCGUUCUUGAUCCUCCGUCGGCGCAGCCGCGCGCGCGAGUGCAAGCUCCAUAUAGACCCCUUCGUUGACGCCACACCCAGUGGCAGCAACGUCAACAGCAGCGCGUCCUCGCCGCUGCCGCCGUUCAUAUACGACAUCAAGCGCGAUCCGUACGAGUCUGGCAACACGAGCAGGACGACUGUGCCCUCGCGCGAGACGCUGGGUGUUCCGCACUCGGGGAUGGCGCAUGUCUCGUCGUCGUCGUCGUCUUUGCCAUAUCACGAGGGGCCGCAGGUGCUGAGGCCGGGGAGCCUUGUUGAUAUGAUGACCGCCGUCUCCGGUGAUCGGGCUGGUGGGACGCAGCAACAGCGGCGGGGCGGGGAGAAACAGAAACAGGCGCGGUCCUUGCGCGCGGGAACGACGAGCUCGUUACCUGCGCGCGCGAUACCGUCGCCGGUCUUGGCUGCUGCGCCUGCGCAGCGAACGGAGACGCAGCAACAGCAGCAGAACAGCGACGCCCUCCCCCGUCCCAGCCGUGGUCCGUGGCCAAACGAGAAACGAAGACGCCCAUCGACGGCGCCCGAGUCGCAGACCCAGACCCAGACCCAAACGCAGUUGUCGAAACGGCCACUACCGCAACCCCACCCGGCGCGCGCGUCCCACCAGCCAUCGCCGCUCGGCGCACCCCCGUCGCUGUCCCUUUCAGAUUCCUCACCCGCUUCCAUACCCCAAACCGGCAACCAGAACCAGAACCAGACCCAGACCCAGACGCAGAACCAAGACCUAACAGAAGCCCAAACCGAAUUCGUGCACGGCCUAUACGGGUGCAACGUCCCCGCGCCCGCGAUCGCGCGCGUCGGCGACUGGGUGUACGAGGCCGGCUUGGUACCCGUUGGCGGGCUCCCGCUGCAGGGACAGCUCGAGCGGCCGGGGCUGGGGCGCGUGCACAGCGGGUCGCCGCCGAGCUACGAGUAUGCGCGGCGGUAG
Molecule: messenger RNA, 1764 nt
Organism: Coniophora puteana RWD-64-598 SS2
Lineage: Eukaryota; Fungi; Basidiomycota; Agaricomycetes; Boletales; Coniophoraceae
Exons: 4
Coding region: 1-1764 (587 amino acids)
Source: RefSeq, a predicted model, not a curated record